AAGCAAAAUUAGGCAAAGCUUGAUUAGAUCUAUAAAAUUAUAUUUAAUGGAUAAAAUUUUACUUCUAUAAUACAUAAAGUGUAAUAAAGUGCAAAGUGAGUCUUAAUUAUUAAAAAUUAAGUAAUUAAUCACAUCAUUUAGACCAUAAUUUAGAAAAAUUCUUUUCUGCUUAAGAUACGAUGCUAAAUUAUAAGUGUAACAUACAGUAGAAAAAAAUCAAUAUCAACCAUAUCGCGAUUGGAAGAAAAAGCGAUUGUGCGCAAUUUCACGUCUUGGAAUAUUUGUGGUAACACAUGUGCGACAUUUUCAGAGAUGCUUUGUCCAUACAUAUUUUAGUGAUUUAUACGUCAAUUCACUCUCAGGGAAGCACGCGCGAGUUGGGGUCAUCGAUUUAGCUCAACGACAUUGAAGACGAUGAUGGAGAUCAAGCAGGUUUUCCUGAAAACGCGCGCCGAGUUUGGCAAGCAGUGCAUCUUCAACUUUUAUGGACCGCACAUGGAUGAGGAGAUCAAGCCGAAUCCAGAUGAGAUGACUAAUUAUAAAGUCAGGACUCACUGCAACGCUGGAGUGCAGAACACCAAGCAACUUGCACUGCACGAGGCUCAGACUGUCGGCGCCGAGACGAAGAGCAGCGGAAUGUUUCACUUCGAGGGUGGUUGGCCGAAGGAAAUCAAUCCGAGGGAUGAGGAAACUACAGCGAGGUUUCGGAGACGAAUCGAGAAGGACGAGGAUUGGGCGCCGAAAUUGCGCAACUUAUUCCAACAAAUGGAACGUAAUAUCCUUCAGAACGGUGCACUUAACAUAUAUCAACACUAUUUCGACGAUAUGGUUCCCACGGAACUAGUAAAACCACGUAGCCUCAGAACGGUGAAUGUCUACGAGGAUCCUCAAACGCCGACGAGACCUGUAAAUGACAUAUCUUGGUCACCAGACUCGGGUAGUAAAAUGGUGGUCUCGUACUGCUUCUUGGAGUAUGAAAUCGAGCAGGAUUAUAACAACAUCGUGUAUAUCUGGCAGAUUGACAAUCCUAAUAAGCCCUGGAUGACGUUGAAGGCCCCAUGCGCCACGGUGGUCAGCGAAUUUAAUCCCCGGGAUCCCUCUGUACUUGCCAGCGGCCUGAUGUCAGGCCAAGUUUGCAGCUGGGACGUUAGGACUGGCACCACUCCGGUUCAGACGUCUCAUCGUCAAUUCAGUCAUAGAGACUGCACAAAGGUAGUAAAGUGGAUCACGACGAAGAGUAAUACGGAGUUCUUUUCGGGUUCUUUGGACGGCCGGGCCAUGUGGUGGGACACCAGGAGGCUGCGAGCGCCAACCGAGGUCCUCGUGUUCGAUCUUCAGACGCCGAACGAGCCGCAGAUGGACCAAGCGAUCGGAGUCUCAUCGGCGGACUUCGAACCUAGCGUGAGCGCGAAGUUUAUGUUCGGUCUGGAGAAUGGUGUCGUAAUCAGUGGUUCGAGAAAGGCGAGGACUCCGGCCGAAAAACUAGCUUUGAGAUUCGACGCUCAUUUUGGUCCUGUCACCGCAGUCGAUCGCAGCGGCUUCAAUCCCAAGAUCUUCCUAACCGUCGGCGAUUGCACAGCUCGUGUCUGGGCGGAAGACAGCAAAGACGACAAUCUUGUAUCGACGAGAUUUAUAAAAGAGGGCCCCGUCGGUGGUUGUUGGAAUAAAACGCGGCACUCGUUAUUUUACGUGAUGACAAGUGCCGGAGUGCUGAUGGUGUGGGAUCUUCUGGUGGGUCUACGCGACCCGAUCCUGGCAGUGAAGCUCUGUGAGCAAAGAUUGACUGCGAUCGCAGCACACGAGACAGGCGCUUUACUAGCCGUCGGAAAUUCCGCCGGCAACGUUUACCUCGUCGAGUCGACGGAAGCGUUAUAUUCGUUCGAUAAAAAUGACAGGAACGAUUUCACAUCGUACUUGGAAAGGUGUUCGCGUUUCGUGAAGGCGAUAGACACGCGCUUGAAAGAAAUAAAAUUGGCGAGAACUGCCAUGGAGCAAGUCUCAGAUCUCACAUUGGAGGAACUAAGAAACAAAAGGAAGGAGAAACGAAAGACGCACGACAAAUUAAAGGAGAAAGACCGCCGGGAGAGAACCAGAAUUUCAUCCAAGAAGAAGACUAAAGAUGAAUUUCCUGAACUUCAUGAAAUCGAGGAGAGAUUCUUCGAGAUCGUCAAGAAGGAGAAACAAAAAUACGAAGAGGAUGAUUUAGAUUUGACGCCUUCGAAAAUGAUGCGAUCCAUGAAGAAACUCAAUCGAAAGACCGAAAAGGAUCCGAGCCUGGUAAUAGAUGAGCCGAAAAUAGACGAGCCAAUGAAGCCACUCCAAAAAAUGCUGAUUCCGAAGAAGGCCGAGAUUGCAAUACCUGACAUAGCGCCGGAAACAGCGCGGGACGAUGAAGAAGAGAAGGCGGAAGAGCCUUUGCCACUGUUAACGGAAGCAGUCGUGGAGAAGGAAAUCCCCGCAAAGGAAAUUAGCAAGAGGAAACGUAAGAGGAGGAAGAGGCGACCAAGACGUGUCGCUUUCAGGUUGCCGAGACCGUGCAAAGUUGGUGUCUGCAAGCCUGACAUAUGUUGCCGCAGGAUCUCGUUCCGAAAAUUACGGAGUAGGUAUGUGCAUGGAUUUAGUGUUGGCAGAGCGUAUAACUUUCCUCAAAAGAAUACGUUGUCUAUAGAAAUAAUUUUAAGCACACAGAAAGAUUUCAGAAACUUCUGGCGAAAGUUCUACGAUGUUAAUUGAUUUAUCCACGAAAACUUCAAUUAUAAAGAUACUUUAAUCGUAUUCUUAGCUAUGUUCCUGUCAUCAAUCUAAAAUUACCUCAUACAUUUUAACAACAACGUCAAGGUAUCGACAACUUUUCAAAAAACAUUGCUUAUUCUUUACUACGUUUAUAUUCAUUUUAUGAAUGCUGAAACUUUUUAGAAGUAUGCUACACUUUUCUCAUAUUAGCCUUUAACAAAAACUUUGACGCCUUUUUUAUAUUAGAUGCUCAAGGAACUCAAUAUCGUUAAGGUGUUUAGUGGCUUUCAAGAUUCCCUGACGUUGUCAAAAUUCGAGUGUCGCGCGCUUCAACUUAAAGUCUGAUCCAACUAUCGAUCCUCUUUCAACUUUAAAAUCCGCGAGUGAAGCAUAUUGAACCGCUAACGCUUAGGUUCGCAGAUCAGGCGGUCAAAGAUCAUGAGAAAUGGAUUCGGGACGAGGUCAGGGCGAGGACGUUGAUCGAAGGUAAAGACAAAAUGAGAC
Messenger RNA from Ooceraea biroi (clonal raider ant), 3237 nucleotides. Its product is annotated as dynein intermediate chain 2, axonemal. Gene Ontology annotation, molecular function: dynein light chain binding; dynein heavy chain binding. Gene Ontology annotation, cellular component: outer dynein arm. The record is from RefSeq and is a predicted model, not a curated record. NCBI's taxonomy places the organism in Eukaryota, Metazoa, Arthropoda, Insecta, Hymenoptera, Formicidae. Gene Ontology annotation, biological process: outer dynein arm assembly; cilium movement.